Molecule: messenger RNA, 1417 nt
Organism: Haplochromis burtoni (Burton's mouthbrooder)
Lineage: Eukaryota; Metazoa; Chordata; Actinopteri; Cichliformes; Cichlidae
Exons: 3
Coding region: 297-1406 (369 amino acids)
Source: RefSeq, a predicted model, not a curated record
AGACAAACACAAAUCAUCACAAUAGUCAGGCGUCAUUAUUAACAUCGUGUUUUGAUGUUCAGUGUUUUCAGCAUAAUUUGAAAAAGAAAAGACACAUACUUGCACAACAAGAAAAACUGUAAAAUACCCUUUAAGGUCAACAUUAGGUGUGUCUACUUGUAAAUGAAAGGAGGAGGAACUUUACUGAAAGUAGACGAUGAAAAAGGGUUUCAGUGCACAUUUUCACACAGAGCAGUGACACAAAAGGGAGUUAACUGUAUCCAAAUGUCUCCUUUUAGUUUAGAAUAUUAGGGGAAAUGGAUAAAUACACACAUCCCCUGUUUUUUGAAGUCAAAGGUCUCUCUGGCAAUGAUAUUCAGGAUAUCUGGAGAUACUUUCAGAGAGGAGAAGACUCUGGAGGUGGUGAGUGUGGAAUUCCUGCAGAGGUUGAAGGCAACACCUAUAAAAUCUGUUUCAAGGACAAAGAAGUUCAGGAGCGGGUUUUGCUGAGAAAGUUUCAUGCCAUCUCUAUUUCUGGUGGAAAACAGUAUUUAACAGUGAGCCAAGCAAGUUUACCUCCACAGACCCUCAAUCAGUCAGCGACCAGUCAGUCACAGGCACCAACAAAAGUGAUCACAAAACAUCUCGAGAGGACAUUUAACGUAGAUAUUUUCCUCCUGUAUUAUCUGAGAGACAAACCCAAGGCAUUAAAAAUUCUCCAGAAGCAGCUCUCUUAUAUCGGCUGCACGGUGGAAUUAAAAUUUGAUGAUGAAAAUGUUGUAGUUAGAGGUGACAGUCAGAGUCAGCCAGGAUGCCCUGCAGAGAAACAGGAGCUACAGCUGGAUCAGAUUUUCAGCCGUUUCAAUGAGAACUAUCUCUGCUAUCAUGUAUUUGAGCCAAAAAAGAUCAAGAUGCUGCUGCAAGACUCCUCCCUCAAGACAGAUGACAUCAAAGUGUACAAUGAGAAUGGCUAUGCUGUGGUUGUGGGAGAGGUCCAUGCUGUGAAGGAGAAGAUUGCAGAUCUGGAAAACAUUCAAUACACCAAAAAAGAGCUGCCAAUUGUGGAGAAGCAGUACAGGCGUAUAGAAGAAGAGUUCAAUCGAGAAAUGUUCGCUAACUAUCCAGAUGUUAAAGUCGUCAGAGGUAGUGCCACAAUCACUUUGGAGGGCCCUGACACAGAUGUGCAGUCAGGAGCUGCAAAACUAGAUGAACUGAUUAAGAACAUAAAGGAAAAAAGAGUCAAGUUCCCCACAGCUCUGCUAACCUUCAUCAAAACCAGUGGAGCCAUCUCCAAAUACCAAGCUCGUUUCCAGCAGAGCCUCAGAAACCCUGUUUUCUUUGAGGUGGGUUCAGAUCUGGUUCUGUCCAGUUUGUCCUCUGAUGCUCUGAAUGAGGCUGAGGCAGCAGUGAUGAGAGACUCAAAGUGACCACUGUACAG